Daucus carota subsp. sativus is the source of this 1961-nucleotide messenger RNA. Its product is annotated as RNA polymerase sigma factor sigE, chloroplastic/mitochondrial. Gene Ontology annotation, biological process: DNA-templated transcription initiation; regulation of DNA-templated transcription. Gene Ontology annotation, molecular function: DNA-binding transcription factor activity. The transcript has 6 exons. The record is from RefSeq and is a predicted model, not a curated record. Lineage: Eukaryota; Viridiplantae; Streptophyta; Magnoliopsida; Apiales; Apiaceae. Bases 209 to 1762 code for a protein of 517 amino acids.
ACAAAAUAAAAUUUUAAAAACAACCCAAGUCUUGACCACAAGCUUAAGCCACGUCCUCACACUAGAUAAUUGUGGACAUCGUUAUUUCCGUAAAAUUUAUGAAUAUUAAGAUGAUCAUCACUUGUUUAACUUCCACAUUCAGAUUCUAUAUCUAUCUGUCUUUACAUUUGACUGUUUAUCGAUAAAUUUCCAUUUUGCAAAAUUUGGUAUGGGAGUUGUGACUGUUUCUAGUUCUGCUGCGCGUACGCCAUUGGGAUCAAGCACUAGAUUGUCGAAGUACUCAUUUCCUACUAAAAGAACAUCAAUUUCGAUGUUUAAAACAGAUAAAACCAAGAAUAAAGCUUUGGUUGCUCCCAAGGAUGCGGUGUCUUCAGCCAUUGAGAAAUCUAAAGGAAAACGAAAGAUACUAAGACAAAGUAAAAAGCCAUUGGAAAGAGUACAAGCUUUCUCUGUUGCUGAAGCACCGUCAUGUCCCUUGGACUUGGACUAUUACGAAGCUGCGGCUAAGCUGGAAAAUAUAUACAAGCUUAGUCCCGCACCUGAAGUGUAUGAUGGACAAGAUGAAGAUCAUGGGGCGAAGACAAUCCGAAAGAGGAGGAAGAAGAAGAUUGAAGAAAAUGAGAAAAAAGAAGAUAAAAGAAUUAAUAACGUAGUGCGAAGUCAGAAAACUGGUUUAAGAAGAAUGAGUCUUGAGAAAAGGAUUGAAUUGAAGAUAAACAAAGAGGCUGAAGUUCAAUCUGCAAUGAGGAGGAGGAAACUUACAGGGGAAAAUGAGAGUGAAAAGAUCAACAGGCUGGUGAGAGAAUAUUCUGUUUCUACUGACUUGGUGAGCUUGGACUGGAAGAAAAUGAAGAUCCCACCAGUACUUUCGUCUUCAGAGCACACCUGGCUGUUUAAGUUAAUGCAACCUAUGAAGGCUAUCCUUUUGGUGAAAGAUAAUUUGCAAAAUGACUUGGGCAGAGAACCAACUGAUGGUGAGUUAGCAAAGGCAACAGGUAUGAAUGUUGUUCAACUGAGGAAGCAAAUAGCCAUUGGCAAAGCUGCCCGUAGCAAAUUGAUUAAGCACAAUCUUCGCCUUAUAUUGUUUGUAAUGAACAAAUAUUUUCAAGAGUUUACAAAUGGCCCGAAAUUCCAAGAUCUCUGUCAAGCAGGGGUAAAAGGUCUUAUCACUGCCAUUGAUCGCUUUGAACCCAAAAGGAGGCUGCGCCUUUCAACAUAUAGCCUAUUUUGGAUCAGGCAUACAAUCAUACGAUCCAUGACUCUCGCGAGCUUUACAAAAGUUUCUUUUGGUCUUGAGUCGGUGAGAGCAGAGAUACAAAAAGUGAAACUGCAGCUGAUGUUUGAACUACACAGAGAGCCGACGGAGGAAGAAAUUAUCGAGAAAGUUGGAAUUUCCAGGGAAAGAUACAAUGAAGUGAUGAGGGCAUCAAAGCCUGUUUUCUCUCUCCAUGCUAGGCACUCUGUAACACAAGAAGAGUUUAUUAGUGGUAUUACUGAUUUUGAAGGGGCGGGAGGGGAUAAAAGAAGACAGCCAGCUCUUCUCCGGCUAGCUCUUGACGAUGUGCUUGAUUCUCUCAAGCCCAAAGAGAGCUUGGUGAUCAGGCAAAGAUAUGGGCUUGAUGGUAAAGGUGAUCGAACAUUGGGGGAGAUAGGUGGCAAUUUGAACAUAUCUAGAGAAAUGGUCAGAAAGCAUGAAGUUAAGGCAUUCAUGAAACUCAAGCAUCCAACUCGAGUGGAUUAUCUCCGGAGGUAUAUAUUGUGAAAAAAAUAUUAAGAGAUCGCAUCCAUACAUAUUCCACUGCAAUCUGGAUCAACUCAACAAUCAGAAGUUUAAUAUUGUAUACUUGUACCAUAGUCGUAAGAUACAUGAACAUAGAUAUUCAGUAUAUAGCAUGAAAUCCAUAACAAGGCCUUAUAUGUGAUGCCAGUGUAUAUAUAAGUUGCAGUUUUCUUGGUCGCCA